Molecule: messenger RNA, 2343 nt
Organism: Nanorana parkeri
Lineage: Eukaryota; Metazoa; Chordata; Amphibia; Anura; Dicroglossidae
Gene: HGS
Product: hepatocyte growth factor-regulated tyrosine kinase substrate
Exons: 21
Coding region: 82-2328 (748 amino acids)
Molecular function (GO): metal ion binding; ubiquitin binding; phosphatidylinositol binding
Source: RefSeq, a predicted model, not a curated record
GAUCCCGAGUGACGGAAGCGGAAGAGUGUCUCUCUCGGUUGUUAGGUGUUCUUCGUCUCUCUGUCGAUCGGUACCGUCAAGAUGGGAAAAGGCGGCGGCACGUUCGAGAGGCUGCUGGAUAAAGCCACCAGUCAGCUCCUGCUGGAGACAGACUGGGAGUCCAUUCUGCAAAUCUGUGAUAUGAUCCGCCAGGGAGACACACAAGCGAAAUACGCCGUUGCCUCUAUCAAGAAGAAGGUUAAUGACAAAAACCCACACGUGGCUCUUUUUGCCCUUGAGGUUAUGGAGUCUGUGGUGAAAAACUGUGGCUCAACUGUACACGAUGAGGUGGCAAAUAAGCUAACUAUGGAAGAGCUAAAAGAACUACAGAAGCGAGUUGUGGAACCGAACGUUCGGAACAAGAUCCUGUAUCUGAUCCAGGCCUGGGCCCACGCCUUUCGCAACGAACCCAAGUAUAAAGUUGUACAGGACACCUAUCAGAUCAUGAAGGUGGAAGGUCACAACUUCCCUGAGUUCAAGGAGAGUGAUGCCAUGUUUGCUGCUGAGCGAGCUCCUGAUUGGGUAGACGCCGAGGAGUGUCAUCGCUGCCGUGUUCAGUUUGGAGUCGUGACGCGGAAGCAUCACUGUAGAGCCUGCGGGCAGAUUUUCUGCGGGAAGUGUUCUUCAAAGUACUCCACCAUCCCCAAGUUCGGCAUCGAGAAAGAAGUACGUGUGUGCGAGCCCUGCUAUGAACAGUUGAACAAGAAGGGAGAAGGAAAGUCCGCCACCAGCGGUGAACUGCCCCCAGAAUACUUGACCAGCCCUCUGUCUCAGCAAUCACAGAUGCCACCUAAGAAGGAUGAGAGUGCUCUGCAGGAGGAGGAGGAACUGCAGUUGGCCAUCGCCUUGUCACAGUCUGAGGCUGAAGAAAAGGAAAGAAUGAGACAAAAGAACACGUAUGGCGUGUAUCCAAAGGCAGACCCGACCGCCGUUACCUCCUCCGCCCCGCCGGCCAGUACUCUCUACGCCUCUGUGAAUUCCUCUGCUCCACUUGCAGAAGAAAUAGACCCCGAGCUUGCUCGCUAUCUGAACCGCAAUUACUGGGAGAAGAAACAGGAGGAGGUGCGGAAGAGCCCCACUCCAUCCGCACCAGUACCAACAAGUGAGCCUGCGGUGCAGGUGGCUGAGGUGCCACCAGUCAGCAUGGUCAGUGUUAUGGAGCAGCAGUACCAGAACGGCGAGUCGGAGGAGAAUCACGAGCAGUUCUUGAAGGCGCUGCAGAACGCCGUCACCACUUUCGUGAAUCGUAUGAAGAGCAACCACAUGCGUGGCAGGAGCAUCACCAAUGACUCGGCUGUGCUGUCCCUCUUCCAGUCUAUUAACAACAUGCACCCACAGCUCCUGGAGCUGCUCAACCAGCUGGAUGAGAGACGCUUGUAUUAUGAAGGUCUUCAGGACAAGCUGGCCCAGAUCAGAGACGCCCGUGGGGCUCUCAAUGCACUUCGCGAGGAGCACAGAGAAAAGCUGCGACGAGCUGCAGAGGAGUCCGAAAGGCAGCGGCAAAUACAGCUAGCACAGAAGCUAGAGAUAAUGAGGCAGAAGAAACAGGAAUAUUUGGAGAUGCAGCGCCAGCUUGCCAUCCAGCGCCUGCAGGAACAGGAGAAGGAAAGGCAGAUGCGUCUGGAGCAGCAGAAGCAGACCAUCCAGAUGAGAGCCCAGAUGCCAGCUUUCUCUCUGCCGUAUGCACAGAUGCAGUCCAUGCCAUCAUCGGGUGGUGUCAUGUACCCACCUUCUGGCCCCAAUGCUUAUCCGGGCACCUUCAGUCCAUCGGGCUCAGUGGAGGGCUCUCCUAUGCACGGGGUGUACAUGAAUCAACCAGGGCAGCCCGGCUCUGGGCCCUAUACCGCAAUGCCGGUACCUGGGACAGACCCUGGCAUGGUAAAUGCCUAUAUGUACCAAGCAGGAUCUGCUCCUGCAGCACAGCAAGGACAGCCAACUACCAACCCUGCGUACAACUCCUACCAGCCCACUCCAACACAGCCCUACCAGGUGAGCUCUCAGAACGCGACCUCCCAGAAUCCUCCUGCUAGCGGGAUGAAUUACAUGGGUGCACAGUCUGUCCCCAUGGGCUAUCAGCCAUAUAACAUGCAGGGUCUCAUUUCUGCUCUCCCUGGACAAGACCCAGCGAUGAACAAUAUGCCUUCCCAGCAACCUUACCACCCUGGACAACAGCAGAUGUACCAACCGAUGGCAGUAGGUGCUGGUCAGCAGCAGCCUCCACAGCAGCAAGCAACACACGGGCAGCAAGUGCCAGGGGGCAGCGAAGCCCAGUUAAUCUGUUUUGAUUGAUACUCUGAAGCACCC